Messenger RNA from Hyalella azteca, 1601 nucleotides. RefSeq lists its product as uncharacterized. The coding region runs from base 12 to 1076 and encodes 354 amino acids. The record is from RefSeq and is a predicted model, not a curated record. The transcript is spliced from 7 exons. Lineage: Eukaryota; Metazoa; Arthropoda; Malacostraca; Amphipoda; Hyalellidae.
CAGUCGCAGCAAUGCUGACCCAUGCUAAGCCUAAUGUUGUGGUGGUGGACAUGGAUGCCGCGGCCCUGAGGGGGGCGCCGUGGAGGGCGCUCGUGGCGGCGGCGAGGGGCGUGGGGGUCAGGCUGGUGCUCCGCCCCCACGACGUCUACGUGCCUCACGACGACCUCCUCCAGCCGCUGCACGGCAGCGGGGUGAGGCUGAUGAGGUUCGAAGGCUGCGUGGGCCCCGCUGGCGUCCCCAGCCUCGCCUCAUGCGUGGCCCGCGGCGCUUGGCUCGACAUCCACAUGGCGGCGCCCCUGGACCUCAGCGCCCUCGGGGGGACAUACAAGGGCUUCUGGGUGUACACGCGCCCCCUCCCGCCCUCUGGCCCCUCCUCCCCCACGUGGCCGCUGCCCCCAUCCCCCCUGCCAUCGCUGUACGUGGAGGGGCCGGAUGAGGGGUCCUGGGGGGCCGUGGCCCACACCAUCACCUCCCUCGCCCCCCAUGGCAAGAGGUUUUUCGUGCUGGCGCUGCGGGGCUCCAGGCUGAGCGCCGCGCAGCUGCCGCCGCUGCUGCGGGCGCUGAGGGGCGAGGGCAUCACGACGCUCGACGUGGGCGACACGCACGCCGAGGUUAACAGGCAUUCCAUAUUUAAUAUCAUGGAUAUGUAUUCCAUUACAGGUCUCUGUGUGCAUCCUUUUGUUUUGCUUGGCACUCAAUGUGUUCACAUAAUUCUAACCGAACACUACCCCUGGCACGACGCUCGUAGCCAGUGUGGACUGGUCGGUGGGGACCUGAUUGUUUUCGACGACUGCGAGCAGUACCACAAGGUUUCCCUUUACCUCGCUGAACAAGAAUACCAAGACUUUUGGCUCGGGGGCUCAGAUGAGGCCGAGGAAGGGCAGUGGCGCUGGGUUGACGGUUCACCGAUGGCCAUGGGGCUGUCUUACUGGGCUAAUGCUGUCACUGGGGAGUCAGAACCCAACAAACCUGGAGUGGAGAACUGCCUGGAGCUGAGCUGCGUGUGGAUGUACCGCUUCAGCAACACGCUGUGCAGUAACGUGCGACGGGUGAUAUGUGAGGCAGACCCCAUCUAGAGGAGUGAUGUAAAGGCCCCAUCUAGAGGAGUGAUGUUCUUGCUCCAUCUAGAGGAGUGAUAUAUAUGCCCCAACUAGAGGAGUGAUGUAUAUGCCCCAUCUAGAGGAGUGAUGUAUAUGCCCCAACUAGAGGAGUGAUGUAUAUCAUCAGUAGAUGCCCCAUCUAGAGGAGAGAUGUACAUACAUGCCCCAUCUAGAGGAGUGAUGUAUGUCAUCAGUAGAAGCCCCAUCGAGAGGAUUGACGUAUAUGCCCCAACUAGAGGAGUGAUGUAUAUCCCCAUCUAGAGGAGGAGGAGUACCUAAGUCCCAUCUAGGAGGGGUACUGUUCAUGGCCCAUCUAGAGGAGUGCUGUUCAUGUCCCAUCUAGAGGGGUGCUGUUCAUGUCCCAUCUAGGAGGGGUGCUGUUCAUGGCCCAUCUAGAGGAGUGCUGUUCAUGUCCCAGCUAGAGGGGUGCUGUUCAUGUCCCAUCUAGAGGGGUGUUGUUCAUGUCCCAUCUAGAGGUGUGCUGUUCAUGGCCCAGCUAGA